This is a messenger RNA of Myodes glareolus (Bank vole), 2803 nucleotides long. NCBI's taxonomy places the organism in Eukaryota, Metazoa, Chordata, Mammalia, Rodentia, Cricetidae. The record is from RefSeq and is a predicted model, not a curated record.
GGAUCAGCUUGUUGGUAGGUGUCAGGAUUUCCCAUUUUCUGCCCCAGAGCAGGCUCCCUUUCCUACCUCUCCAGCUUCUAUGGUUCUGGACCAGACUUGUUAACCAGUCGGUGUUUGUGAGGCUUCCCUGCCUUUCCCUGCAUGGAGCCAUGGCAUAUUCAUCUGACAUCACGGCUCCAGGCCUCUCUCUGGGAAAAAUCUGCCUCUGCACACGCUGGAGUCUAAACUAUCUCAGCUCACUGUCUCUUUCUCCUCAGAUGACCCUGCUCCUACUUCACAGACAUCAAAGGAAGGCCAGGAAAAGUGGGUCUGCCUGGUGUCAGCCUACAUGGGGCGCUGAAUGACCAGUGCCUGCCUCACUUUUUCUGCAGUGGUCAAGUGCAUCCAGUCCAGGCUUCACUGCAGGGACUUUCUGGUCGCAUUAACUCCUCCUUGAGCUAGGGACCAGUCCUUUGGAACUCCAAAGCCCUGUAGACUAAUGGCUGCUGGAACAUCCACCUUGCUUAGCCUGUCAGGCCCUGCUGAUCACAUGGCUGAGGAAAAAGGGGCUUCUUUGAGUCCUCCGGUUGACAAAAGAUGGAGGCUCAUGGGACCUAAGCAGAUUCAGGCAGGGCUGCUCAAUAAAGCAAGCCUCCUGGACUCUGGAGCUGCCGCAGGGAAGGGUGGCCAAGAUCUGGCCCAUUCUGAACUGAGCCUCUCAACAGAACCGGAUAAGCCCGGACUGCACAGGCCCCUGGGCUACAAGGCCUGCACAGAGCAGAGGCAGGGUUCCUUUACAGAGCUGUCAUGUCUCCAGGAGAGGCCAGGCGACAUUCAAGCCCUGAAGAGGAAGCCAGAGGACCCGGAAGGCCAGCUUGGCACUCAGCAGCUGCCCCAGGAUCUCCCCAGAGCCUCAGCUGAUGGCACAGAGUGCUCAGUAUGGCCGGGUGCAGUCCGGAGUGGGAAGAGGAGCGCUUUCAGGAGGCCAACCACGCGCCCCGUGGAAAAGCCCCGGUGCUCCCCCGCAUUUCCGGACGGUGGAAACGCGGAGGGCCCAUGGGAGCUCUCGGGACUCAUCACCACCGUGGAUAUCCCAUGUUGGGCUCAGCUGUCAGCUUUCAAGCUCACGGGAGACUUCUGGAGACUGCACAUGCUGUCCCAGAACAUUCUAUUCUGCAAUGCUUUCCAUGGGGCUCCAACACCGUGGCUGGACCACACGCAGGCGCAAGCAUCCACAUCCUUGACCCCUUCCGCCACAGCCUGCCGGGUUCUCUUGCCACCCACACUCGCAUCCCCAGGCUUGCCCACUCAGAACUGGUGUGCAAAGUGUAACCUCGCCUUCCGUCUGACGGCUGACCUGGUCCUUCACAUGCGGUCCCACCACAAAAGGGAGCACGGAGGCCCUGACCCACAUUCUAAGAAACGCAGAGAGGAAGUUCUCACUUGCCCCAUUUGCCAUGAGUACUUCCGGGAGCGACACCAUCUUUCCAGGCAUAUGACGUCACACAGUUAGUGGGUGGCUAAGGAGGAACCCGAUGGCCAUAGUAUCUGGUGCUCAGUGGUGAGGCACGGCCGACUCCUUGCCUGAGUUGAGAAGGUGGUCACAGGUGUCUUCACGGUUGUUCCCUUUGCUUCGCAGAGGUGAACGGCUCAGUUAUAAUUUGUCAGAUGUCCCGCCCCUUGUUUUGUAUUUUCCAGGAAAGCCAUUCACUGAAACGGUGAGCUUCACUCAUGGGAUUAGGGGAUAAGGGGACCCAUGACUUGGGGAGCAGGGCUGUUCCUGGCUCUGCUCCCAGUGCUCUGCCUGGAGCACAUGAACACAACACCUUGGCUUUUCUGACCAGCAAGCCUACAUUCACUCUGGGCUCUUUCACUGCUGCGCCGCAGACUUGGAUAUGUUCCUUUAACUUGCCGACCCUCAGUUCUCUCGUUUUAAAGUGGUGCAUUAGCAGAAUGUCAUCGGUCUUGAGGAAGGUGUGUGGGAGGUGGCAAGCUCGUUUUCUGGUAGGUUGUGAGCACUGAGCGCAUGGAGCUCAUGGCCACUGCUUGUGCUGGUCAGCUACAUGACUUGUGAAAUCUCAGGGGUGAACGAGGACUAUGUUUCUCUGCCACGAGCCUGCAGCAAAGCUGAGGGUGAGCUUGACUUGGUAGACACGCUCAGGCUGCAUUCAAGCCUAUUCCCCCGUCCCUGCUGCGUCACACGGUGAAGCUGGGAAUACCGGAUGGCAACCAAAAUGUCCAGCUAGAUUCCCAGCCUCUGCCUGGGUCACAAGCCUAACCUCUGGGUCAGUGUAAAUCCAGGCCUAAGGUGACCAAGUGGAAAAGUGGCCUGGCUGAACCCAUAAUAAGGGAGUGGUUAGCAAUUCACCGUCCUGUUCUCUCGGUCUUCACACCGUGAAUAUGUGAGGAGAGGAAAACAGAAAUACACCACUUAUUCAGCAUGAUUUCUGGGUGCCAUCCUUCCUUGUGAUCCUGAGCUGGGCAGGAAAGAGCAACUGGAGGGCACUCAGAAUGAGGUCCCCAUCCCCACAACACUACAGGACAAACUUGAAGAGGUUGGUGACUUUUCCAAGGCCACCACACUGGUGUAUCGGUGGAAGAACAAAAUCCUGUGACCUCCAGAUCUGAGGUCUGUCUCUUCCAGCAUGCUGCAUGUCUGCUUAGCUAGCGUGGUCGUGGAGCAUACGGCAGGACUCAAGAAUUGGAACUUGAGUCUGACCUAGUCUCUUCACGUCCAGUUUCAACUUAAUCUUGCUACUUAUGCACAAACACAGACACAUAAACACAUAGAGACACACACACAGAUACACACAGGCACACACAG